AGCACCGCUCGUUUGCCCCAACACGUCUCCAGAUGACCAGAUCCAUCCGCCGCAUUCCCACCCACCACCCUCGUCUCGUCUCUUCCUUCUCUCGCCGCCGCCACCCCCUGGACUGCCGCACAGCGGAGAUCCAUCCGCGCUUGGAUUGACUUCUUCGUUUGCCAGGUAAGGAAGCCCUUGCUUUGCUUCAACGGAUUGCUCGUCUUGUUCCCCGGAACCUGUUGACUUUCUUUCUUUCUGGUGUGUUCUUGAUUGCUAGCUGCAACAAUGGAUGACGGGGACCUCGAUUUCUCAAACCCAGACACAUACCUAUGCCCAGCCAUCGGCAACGAUCCCCCCAGCAGCUGCUCCAUGGACAGCUACUUCGAUGACAUCUUGAAGGAUACAGAGCACCAUGCUUGCACCCACACCCACACUUGCAACCCGCCUGUUCAUGAUCUUUCACACUCCCACACCUGCGUCCAUGUCCACACCAAGAUCGUCGCUGCUUCACCAGACACUGCUGAGACUUCUGAGUCGCCAUCUGAGAACAACGCCUCCAAGAAGCGCCCAGGUGGUAAUCGAGCUGCCGUGAGGAAGUACCGGGAAAAGAAGAAAGCCCUCACGGCCUCGUUGGAGGAAGAGGUGGUUCAUUUGAGGGCUUUGAACCAGCAGCUCAUGAAGAAGCUUCAGAAUCAUGCGGCACUUGAGGCGGAGGUAGCAAGGCUGCGCUGUCUGCUUGUUGAUAUUAGAGGGAGGAUUGAAGGGGAGAUUGGUGCUUUCCCUUAUCAGAGGCCAGUCAAGAACAUCAAUUUGGUGUCUAGUGUUGACCAGGGAAGUUUUCUUGGUGGUGCCCAGGUUACCAACUCCUGUGAUUUCAGAUGCAAUGAUCAGACGUAUUGCAAUCCAAGAAUGCAGCUGAGAACAAUGGGUGAGAAUGAUGCUAUGAGUGCUCAGGUGUUGGGCCAAGGUGCCUGUGAUAUGGCAAAUAUACAAUGCAUGGGAAGUGAAAAAUCUUUAUCAAAGCUUCCAGACUGUGGGGGUAUGGAUACUAUGCUCGCUGGCUGUUUGCCAAAUGUUGAAAAGAAGUGAAGGAAAAAGAAGAGAUGGUGCCUUAUUUUUCAAGUAGUGGACUUCUGAUGGUGCUUAUAGUCUCCGUGGCAGAGACUAUUGGGUUCUGCGUUCCGCGUCCAAGGAACGCUGUAUAAAUUGCUAGCUUCUAUCUGUAGGGCCGCAUCUGGUUCAAACUGUUAUGUGUGUGAGUUUGUCGCCGAUGAUGCUUCUAUGGUGCCUGAGGCGAGUCAAGUUUGUUAGCUCUAAUGCUGACAAGACAUCCUCCUCUAUUUUGCGUAGUUUCCAGAUGCUCUCUGAUGAAGUGCGGAACUGGACUGGAUCAGACUUGGCAUCCAUGUUUUAGACACUUAUUCAGAUUUGGUAGAGACCUCAAGUUGGAUGUGAAUCCAAUCCUAUGUAGAUGCAUCGUGCGUGGAAUCUUUUGUGUAGGUGCUAUGUCUGCUUGCUGUUAUGUCCGUGAUUCAAGUCCAUGGAUUCGAUUAUUAUUUGGAUGUUUCACCAUUUCAUUCGUCAGUGAAUAAUAAUAUAAUGCAUCGUUUGGAACUUGCA
This is a messenger RNA of Phragmites australis (common reed), 1602 nucleotides long. Its product is annotated as basic leucine zipper 19-like. Gene Ontology annotation, molecular function: RNA polymerase II cis-regulatory region sequence-specific DNA binding; DNA-binding transcription factor activity, RNA polymerase II-specific. The record is from RefSeq and is a predicted model, not a curated record. The coding region runs from base 268 to 1071 and encodes 267 amino acids. Gene Ontology annotation, biological process: regulation of transcription by RNA polymerase II; DNA-templated transcription. Lineage: Eukaryota; Viridiplantae; Streptophyta; Magnoliopsida; Poales; Poaceae. The transcript is spliced from 4 exons.